CAUUGCGGGAGGAAGUGAAUGAGUCGUGCUAUGGAUAUGACGAGUUGAAAAUAGUGCUUUUGAACAGUUUUCAGCAGAUGUGGAGGCAAGUAAUUCUGAGCACAGCCAUAGUUGGUAGAGUUUCUCUGAGUUGGAGUUACAGAAGCCUUUUCACCAUGCAGCUGAAAACAAAAGACUUUCAGUCAUUAUUCACAGAUGGGCUGAAAGGCAUAGCAGAGAUGUUUGAGAAGAACAAGUAUGAGCUGAGAAUAGCAGGGGGUGCCGUGCGAGAUCUCUUGUCUGGAAAACAGCCCGAGGAUGUGGACUUUGCCACCACAGCCACCCCUGAUGAGAUGAAAAGCAUGUUUCAGGCAGCAGGCAUCAGAAUGAUCAACACUAAUGGAGAGAAGCAUGGUACCAUAACAGCAAGGCUGCACAAUCAGAAUUUUGAAGUAACCACGUUGCGGCUUGAUGUUGUGACUGAUGGAAGGCAUGCAGAGGUGGAGUUUACCACCGACUGGCAGAAAGAUGCAGAGCGCAGGGACCUCACCAUCAAUUCCAUGUUUUUAGGAUUAGAUGGAACCCUGUAUGAUUACUUUAAUGGAUACGAAGACCUCAAGAACAGAAAGGUCAAGUUUGUGGGAGAUGCAUCCCAGAGGAUCCAGGAGGAUUACUUAAGAAUUCUCCGAUAUUUCAGAUUUUAUGGGAAAGUGGCAGAGGAGCCUGGAGAUCAUGACGCGGAGACACUGAAGGCAAUAAAAGAGCAUGCCAAGGGCCUGGCUGCCAUCUCUGGGGAGAGGAUUUGGGUCGAAUUGAAAAAGACUUUGAUGGGCAACCAUGCUGCUCAUUUACUCUUCCUUAUUUAUGACCUUGAAGUUGCCCAGUACAUUGGGUUACCCGUGGAAGGCAAUUUAGAAGAGCUGGACCGAGUGUGGAAUCAUGCCCAUCGGUGGUCUCCGAAGCCCAUGACUGUCCUGUCUGCACUAUUCAGGGACACACAUGAUGUGGACAGGCUUGACCUCAGGUUAAAGAUCUCAAAAGAGGAGAAAACCCUGGGAUUCUUUCUGGUGAAGUACAGGAGAGAUUUGUUGAAGGCAUCGGAUGAAUUGAAGCCUUACACAGACUUCAUUAUAGAUUCUAGGGAGCCAGAUGCACAGAGCAAGGUCUGUGAGCUCCUGAAGUACCAGGGAGAGGGAAAGUUGUUGGCUGAAAUGAAAAAAUGGUCAAUUCCUCGCUUUCCAGUCAGUGGCCAUGACCUGAGGAAAAUGGGUAUGUCUUCGGGCAAGGAGAUAGGGACAACAAUACAGUCACUGAGGGAAAUGUGGAAAAAGAGCCACUAUCGAAUGAACAAGGAAGAGCUACUGAACAGUGUCAAGAAAUUAUGAACAGGCAAGCUUUCCUUGUGUGCUCCUCUUCAAACUUAAGACAGCAAUUGGAAACUGCUCUUGUCUGACUUGACCUGCCACUGACGCAUGUGUGCAUAUUGGAAGUCAAAGCCUAAAGGAGCUGCUCACGUGACGAUACAGGAAAAUCAUUCACUGUAUGAUAGUGUGAAAUGAAAAAAAGUUGUUAGCAGAUUCUAGAGUAAAUUUUUUUUGUGUGUUUAAAUGGCUUGCAAGAUUUGAGAACUUCUUUUUGGAUUGUCCAUGUCAUAAACAAAUGUAUAUAGUGAAACCUGGUGAAUGGAAUGUAAGUCUGUCCAUGAAGCACCUGGUUUGUUCAUGUGUUACAAUAAUACAGAUUUUUUUUGUUUCCACGAACGUACAAGAUCUUUAACCACUGUUGCCUUACCCCCAAGAGUAUUCAAAGGUAAUAAAAGCUAAAGCAGUGUCA
Molecule: messenger RNA, 1812 nt
Organism: Lepisosteus oculatus (spotted gar)
Lineage: Eukaryota; Metazoa; Chordata; Actinopteri; Semionotiformes; Lepisosteidae
Gene: trnt1
Product: tRNA nucleotidyl transferase, CCA-adding, 1
Biological process (GO): mitochondrial tRNA 3'-end processing; tRNA 3'-terminal CCA addition
Cellular component (GO): mitochondrion
Molecular function (GO): nucleotidyltransferase activity; tRNA binding
Source: RefSeq, a predicted model, not a curated record